AUGACUAAACCCCGCGGAGGACAGAAGCCAUUCCCUCAGCAAACAGAUAACGCGCGUCAGACGAUCGUGACCACGGAAGACAACACGGAGACGACGCGGGACAACGCCACAGCCCGAGCGCCCUCCCUUCCCAGCCGAGCCACCCCACCCCACCCCUCCACACCGGAACUGCCUCCUCCGCGCCCGGCGCGCCCACGCACGUCAGCGCCCGAGCUGCGGGAACCGCCCCCUCCGACGCAGGCGGCCCGCGCAACACGCGCAUGCUCACUGGGCAGGGUCGCGAGCCGCUCGCGGAGCUGCAAUCUGUUGCGCCGCCCUCGCGAGCCGGCAGAUCCGGGUCUCGUGGCUAAGAGUGACGUGGUCUAUCGAAUCCAAACAGAGGGGAGGAGGCCGGCGGCCAGCAGCGGCAGCAGCGACAGCGGCGUCCGGAACGCUCCCGGCCGCCAACCUCCCCGCCCGCCGCUUGUUUGGGCGGGUGAGUGUCCCCCUGGCCCACCGCCCUCCUCGGCGACCCUCUUAGCGUCGCUGCUUGUGUGGCCGCGCGCUCCCGGGAACCGCUGCGGCGGAGCGGGCGCCUCUGGCUGGGCGCUGCACCCGGGCAGCCCGCAGCCGCUAGCCGGGCAGCCUGCCGCUGGGCUGGACAAGCAACCGCUGUCUGGGUGCUUUCACUUUUAG
Messenger RNA from Mastomys coucha (southern multimammate mouse), 675 nucleotides. RefSeq names its product basic proline-rich protein-like. The transcript has a single exon. The coding region runs from base 1 to 675 and encodes 224 amino acids. Lineage: Eukaryota; Metazoa; Chordata; Mammalia; Rodentia; Muridae. The record is from RefSeq and is a predicted model, not a curated record.